AUGGAUGAGUUGGAUUCAGGCGCAAGCGCGGAUCGUAUCCUCUUCCCUCCUCCCAUCGCCCCCUCGUCGUCGGCGUCGUCCACGUCGCCCUCGACGCCGCGUCGUUCGAGCUCAGCAGGCCUUAUGAACGUCAUGAAUCCCCCUCCAGACAGAGACGACCAUGUCCGCCACCUGCUUGACCAGCGUGCCGCCCGCGCCGACCCCCAUGGUCGCUUUCCUUCCCUGUCUGAGUUCUCCGAUUCCCCUUCCGUGUACAGUCGCGCAUACUUCUCGCCCCGGCCCGUGGACAAGCAGCUCGAUGGCAAUUUCGACUUCGUCGUGCCUGUACAGGCCCGCGGUCCUCCGUCCCAGCCGCGUUCGCCCAUGUCUGACCGGGAGCGAUUGUACUCUCUCCCCGAUGAGAGCAGCCUAGAUCUUGAUGACGACUCUCAUUCUACCUACGCAUACAGUAACUCCCAUGAGGAUGACGACCUCUCACCCCUUGAGGAGGAACUCCCUAGAAUUAGCACCUACGGUCCCAAAAUGACCGUCCACUCUCGCGCGCCUUGGGAGCUUGGCGAGGACGACGACCCGGACGAAGAGGAACGAGAGCCCUCUAGUUCGAGACGGUCCAAGACCAAGAAGACUGAAACCGGCAAGAGGGUCUGGGGAUUGGGCAAGAACAGUUCGGAGAAACGACCCAGUACCGAAUCAAAUCGCUCUCAAGGGAAGCCGAAGCAGUCGAUUGAGUUUACGAACAAUGGCAGCACCUUGAUGGCUCUCGCGCAGGCUUCCAUGUCGUCAACAUCCCUUGCAUUGGGAGCAUCUCCUCAGCCCACGUUGCGAGACAAGUUGUCAAUUUCGCGCUUGCGCUCCCGCACACCCUCCAAUACCAAUACUUUGAGUCACAACCUGGAGGCUAUUGACACGCGUCUGCCUCCACUACCCCCGCAGUCAGGAAACACGUCUCCCGUGUCACGUCUCAUGCGUACCAUGUCCCCUGCACAGCUCUCGCCUGUCGAGGCAACGUAUUCCGACAACUCCUCACGAUCGCCUACUCCCAAUACCCCUCAGCACGAGUAUUUCCAUCCCUACGCGAAUCCAGCGCUCGUGUCUCGGGCGGCGGCGCCAAAACCGAUAUCGCCUUUACCGUCUCCGAAACACCCGCCUUCGUCAGCAUUGUCUGGGAACUCGAACGUGAAUAGUAGUGACUCCAACGCCACGCUCACCGACACAACCACUACGAGUAGCAUGUUCCAGUCGCGGUCAAAUAUGACGGUAUCGUCUCUGACGCCUGUAACAUCGCUCUCAUCCGUCAGCCAAAGCAUAGGCGACUACUCUCCCACACGCGUGCAAGGGAAAGGCAUUUCGGGCCCCAUCGCUUCACACAGGAUCCCUCUGCCCCCUCCGCCGGUAAGCCAUCCUAAUGGAGCCGCGGCCGUGUCCAUUGGCGUACAGGAGAAGAGCCCGAACAUGCGGAGUAAAGACCAGAAGCUCGUCUCUGGGACAAAUCCCGUAGCGGCGUUCCCAGGCUGGAAUGAAGGCUCUGCCGCGUCCUCUAUAAAGCUCAUUUCCCUGGAGGAGGCACAGGCCCAGGCGCGGGAGCGGUCCCGCAGUGCGACAGCCAACCCCGUCAUUUCGAGCUCGCUUGCGGCUGGCCCGUCGAAGUGUCAAGGUCAAGCUAGCGCUGAUACCGAGUCGCGACUACGCUCCACUAGCGCGGGCGGCGGGAAGGCGAAGGCAGAGUUCGCCAUGCGCCCGCCGAUGCCUGGAGACGGCACCGGGAGUAGCGUACCCGCGCGGAUGGUGCAGCGCAAGAAAAGUGGGUUUAUGCGCCUGUUCAAUGCGAAGGAGCGCGAUCGCGCGCUGUACUCUCCUCCGCCGCCAGUCCCGUCAAUGUCAUCGAGCGAUACCGUCGCGACGUCUUCGUCUACAACAUCGCAGACGCCUAGAUCGCGCAAGGGUUCGACCCCGCGUGUCCCCGUGCCGUCACUGUCUCCUUCCAUUCUUGGGGAGGUCGGCUCCAUUAACGCGGAUUCCGGGAGUUCGUCGGAUACGCGUUCGGAGGCAUCCGGCUCGAAGGAGUCGGUCGUUGCAAGGGAGCGUCAGCUGAGUGCAAGACGUAACGCGCCGGGCCUGUCGAUCGUCACUUCGCCGACGUCGGUCAAUACGUCGAGGCUGCAUCCUCCUGUGCCUUUCUCAGCUGUCAGCGAGUACUCACCUCAUGGGCACACGGUGACCAUUACACCCACCGCGAGUGACUCGUUCACGAGUGCCGCAUCCGAGGUGCCGCAUAUACCCAACAGCGCGCCGCCCGGCAUGUCGGACUUUGUUGCGCUCAGUCUACGGCCUGUGUCGACGCUGUUCAGCCCGAGUCUCGCAGAUCAGCUUAGUCCUGGUGCGAUGUCUCGCCCGUCGUUGGACGUCGAUUACGGCACACCGACUACUGGUACUACGGCCAUCUCGCCGCUCAGCCCUGAUUUCCCUGUCAAGUCAUAUCCGAGCGCCUCAGAUGAUAAGAACGUUCCCAUGAUUGCUCACGAUGAUCAGUCCCCAGCCGUUCAGGCGCUGCAGGAGCAGAUUCUGAUGGCACGGCGGGCCUGGCAGCGGCAAAUUUGGGAACUCGAGGGGCAGGUGCGCGACCUGAAGGCGGAAGUAGACGACCUCCGCGCAGAGGAGAACAGCGCACCAUAUUGCUCGACGUGCGGCAGGGGCAACGUCGGACGUCCCAAUGCUGAUAGCGGCAACUGUCUCGAAGACUUGAGGAAGGUCGGUGUCAAAGUCGGCGUUGUCAACAGACCAAGAGCGCGUACGGGAGUCGGCUCUCGCUUCGCAAGUGGGACCUAGGGUGCAUUUCUCAUCUCACCGUCGUCGUCAUAUCUAUUCCGUUUACUGGUGCUUCUCUCGCUGCAGCUCCUGGUUUGCCGCCACCCUCCUUGAUGUGUAUCAUCAUUCUGUAGAGAUUCCCGCUCCUUCAUCUAUUGUCAUUGGCAGGAAUAUUGUCCUUUUACUCUUUAUUGCUAAUAUUCCACUAUUAUUGCAUCCUGUUGUCACUUCUCGCAUGCCUAUACUGUUUUCAUCUUUGUAGUCCAGAACCUGUAAUAAUGUGUCUCACUAGCCUUGUCCCUCUCCCUGCACAUCCACUCUCAUUCAUAUCCCAUCUAUAGGCUAUUCCACAUGUGUCUCAAGCACUACGUCUACCCUCGUC
Postia placenta MAD-698-R-SB12 is the source of this 3187-nucleotide messenger RNA. RefSeq lists its product as hypothetical. The transcript is spliced from 3 exons. Lineage: Eukaryota; Fungi; Basidiomycota; Agaricomycetes; Polyporales; Adustoporiaceae. The record is from RefSeq and is a predicted model, not a curated record. The coding region runs from base 1 to 2826 and encodes 941 amino acids.